GCAGAUCUUCUCAUCAUGAUUCGCAACCGCUGCUAACAUUCAACACACUACCGCAUCAGAAUCUCCUGAUUUGAACUCUGGAUUAUCGUGCUAACUGAAGGGAUCGGCUCAGGGGGGCUUCCGAGGAACCUCCCCUUGUAAGAAUGCUCCGCUCCAGACUUUCUCCUAGCUCUUUCAUUCUGGUCUCGACAUUGUUCAUCGGAAGUUCGUACGACACUGUGCAAGGCCAUGCAGACUCGUGUUACCCCAGCACGGCUCACAGAGAUCAGACAUUGCUUGCUUUUUCGCUGUGCCAUGGAGGACUCUACGUUGGUAUCGCCGAUCUGAGCAAAAAGCUUCCGCCGCUCUCGCGCAGUCGGCCUGCUACAGCCCUGCAUGUACAAGCUGGGAUGAAAGACUGGAUCAAGAAAGUGGUGUUCGGCGACGAGACCAAGAGCAGGUGGAAGAGAGCUGUGACUCAGUAUCAGGUGGUUGGGACAGGAGCAACGGAGGAGGAGAAACUUGAAGCAGCAAGGAUUCGGAGACGAGCCUUUGUCGUACAAGAUCCCAAGUAUCGUGAGAUUAUCAAGAACGAAGCCAGCUUCUCCGCUGAAAGUGUUUCAUUGUCGCAAGAGAGUGAUUUGGACAAUACUGCAAAGACAAGAGAACUGAGUGAUCUCAGCUUGGCACACAAUCAAGUCAAA
Messenger RNA from Guillardia theta CCMP2712, 683 nucleotides. RefSeq lists its product as hypothetical. NCBI's taxonomy places the organism in Eukaryota, Cryptophyceae, Pyrenomonadales, Geminigeraceae. The transcript is spliced from 3 exons. The record is from RefSeq and is a predicted model, not a curated record. The annotation marks the transcript as partial.